Messenger RNA from Diospyros lotus (date-plum), 2801 nucleotides. Its product is annotated as glutamate receptor 2.1-like. Gene Ontology annotation, molecular function: signaling receptor activity; ligand-gated monoatomic ion channel activity. The record is from RefSeq and is a predicted model, not a curated record. The transcript is spliced from 5 exons. NCBI's taxonomy places the organism in Eukaryota, Viridiplantae, Streptophyta, Magnoliopsida, Ericales, Ebenaceae. Gene Ontology annotation, cellular component: plasma membrane. The coding region runs from base 169 to 2652 and encodes 827 amino acids.
GGUUGAAGUCUAUGAGCGGCUGAAAGAAUGGAAGAACAAUGAGGGUUCGGUAUCAGCGACCAAGAAAACUAAGUUUAAUUACUCUCAGAUAUGGAAACUAUACGAGGCCCCUUCCCGACGGUUAAUAAGUAACAGGAGUUGGUCUUGAGAGGUUGGAAACCACAAAGCAUGGAGUCAUCAGUUGCUCAUCUCCGUGUCCUUUCUUUAUUGGCCAUGGCUGUCUUACUAUUUUCACACCAAGGAGGAGCAGCCAACAGUGAUGCAGAAAUGGAAGUCACAGAAACAAACCAAGUUUUGGGCACUGUAGGCGCCAUCUUGGAUUACAGUUCUCGCAUUGGCAAAGAACAGAAAGUGGCAGUGGAAAUAGCAGUAGAAGAUGUCUUCUUCCACACCAAUCAAAGCUUGAUUCUGCAACUGGAGGACUCCCAUGGCGACCCCAUCCAGGCUGCUCGUGCUGCCACACAACUCAUCAAUGCAAAAGAUGUGGAAGCCAUUUUGGGGCCAAGAACAUGGGAAGAAGCAUCAACAGUUGCAGAGAUUGGUAGCCACUCUCGUACCCCUGUUCUUUCUUUUGCUGAUUUGGCACCAUGGACAACAAUGAAAUGGCCCUUUCUGAUUCAAGCCUCCCCCAGCCAAUAUGCACAAACGAAGGCUGUGGCAUCUAUUGUUCAGUCCUGGGGAUGGCGAAGAGUCGUCGUCAUAUAUGAAGAUAAUGAUUCUUCAGCCAAUGGAGUCAUUCCUCAUCUCCAUCAAUCUUUGCUUGAAGUAGAUGCACAAAUAAGCCAAUUUGUUGCAGUCUCUCCUUUUGCCUCAUCUUCGUUAUAUGAAGAGCUUGGUAAGCUUAAAAGAGGGCAAUGUAGAGUCUUCGUAGUCCACACAUCCUUGCCUUUGGCCAUCCAAUUGUUUGAGAAUGCAAAGAAGAUGGAGAUGAUGGAAAAGGGCUAUGUGUGGAUCACCACAGGUGCCAUAACAAGCCUUGUCCAUGCCAUUAAUUCCACUGUCAUCUCUUCAAUGCGAGGAGUUCUAGGAGUCACAAGCUUUUCCCAGGAAACUGGGGCAAGUUUCCAUGAUUUCUAUGCAAGAUUUGUGAGGAAAUUUCGAUUAGAGAACCCUGAAGAGAACAACUAUGAGCCUGGGAUUUUGGCGCUGCAAGCCUACGAUGCCACCAUGGCAGUGGCCAAGGCCAUGGCAGAAGGCAACAUCGAGGGCCAAGCAUUGCUAGAGAAGAUACUGCUAAGUGAUUUUGAUGGUUUAAGUGGCAGAAUUUUGUUCACUGGGCAUAAACUACCUCCAGCAUCUUCAUUUCAGAUCAUCAACGUGAUUGGAAAGGGCUACCGAGAACAUGGGUUCUGGUCGGAUGGGUUAGGUUUCUCUGAGACCAUUGAUAAAGGGGCAAAGUACAACAAUUCCAUGGAGAAUCUGGGGCACGUGUAUUGGCCUGGUGGCCUUCCUUCUACUCCAAAAGGAUGGACAAGACCAACAAACUCCAAUAAAUUGAGGAUUGCAGUGGGGAAUGGAACCAUGUUCAAUCUCUUUGUCACCAUUACACAUGAUCCGGUCACAGACAACUAUACUUUUAGUGGGUUUUCAGUAGAGGCGUUCAGAGCUACUGUUGAGAAGCUGCCAUAUGAUUUGUCUUACGAACUCAUUCCCUUCAUGGGUACAUUCGAUGAUCUAGUCGAGCAAGUCCACCUAAAGAAGUUUGAUGCAGCUGCUGGAAGUACAGCAAUCACAGCCAAGCGUUACAAAAAAGUGGACUUUUCACUGCCCCAUACAGAUGCUUCAUUGGUGAUGAUAGUCCCGGCUCAAUCUCAUACGAACAAUAAAGCUAUGUUAUUCCUAAAGCCCUUUACAACAUCCAUGUGGGUUCUCACGGUGGUGACAAGCCUCUACAAUGGACUUGUCAUAUGGAUAUUAGAGCGUGAAGGUGACCCUGAACUAAGAGGCUCAGUAAUACGCCAAGUGGGGACUUUAAUUUGGAUGGCUUUCGCCAUGCUCUUCUCCCGAUCCCAACCUGGGGAGAAACUGCGUAGCAAGUUGUCGAAAAUGGCGACAUUGGUGUGGCUAUUCGUCGCGAUGGUGGUGUUGCAGAGUUACACGGCUAAUCUCUCUAGCAUGCUGACCGUAACAAGGAUGGAGCCGACUGUGGCAGAUAUUGAGACAUUGAAGUACAAUGGCGCAAUGAUCGGAUUUGGCAACAAGUCCUUUGCGAAGAGUUAUUUGACAGAGGUUUUGAAGUUCAAUCCAAAUUGCAUGAAGAACUACAGUUCCCCGGAGGGCUUUGCUCUGGCGCUUAGGAGCAAAGAGAUAGCAGCUGCCUUUAUCGAAGCUCCUUGGGCCAAACUGUUCCUUGACAGAUACUGCAACAGCUUCAUUGCCGCUGGCCCAAAAUACAGAGUUGGAGGAUAUGCAUUUGUGUUCCCAAAGGGCUCUCCUAUUCUGUCGGACAUGAACGUGGCGCUGAUGCAAGUCAUUGACAGCGGGAGGCUUCGUGAACUAGAGAAUAAUGCAGCAGAAUCGGAGAGUUGCAUUGAUGUGGACUCCAACGACCAAGACGUCAGUCUCAGCCCCAGUAGCUUUUGGGUUCUUUUCAUGUUGACAGGAGGAACUUCGACAAUUGCUCUUGUGAUGUAUAUAUCUAUGAAUGUUUAGUGUGACAAAAUGUGGGUGGGUGGGUUAGGAAGAAGCAAAUGAUAUAUAUAUAUAUAUAGUUAAUAAUGUAGAAAUUAAAAUUUAGAGGGACUUGAUAAAAUUCAAGUUCACAUCUCAUAUUUAUUAUAAAAGAUGUAUGAUUCCAACUA